CGGGUGACGGGGACCGGGCGCGGCGGUGGCGGGGACAGCAUGGAUUGGGGCACCGAGCUGUGGGAUCAGUUCGAGGUGCUCGAGCGCCACACGCAGUGGGGGCUGGACCUGUUGGACCGAUAUGUGAAGUUCGUGAAAGAACGCACGGAGGUGGAACAAGCUUAUGCGAAGCAACUGCGGAGCUUGGUGAAAAAAUACCUGCCGAAGAGACCCAUCAAAGAUGACCCUGAAUCCAAGUUCAGCCAGCAACAGUCCUUUGUGCAGAUUCUCCAAGAGGUGAACGACUUUGCAGGCCAGCGGGAGCUGGUGGCCGAGAACCUCGGUGUCCGUGUGUGUCUUGAACUGGCCAAGUACUCCCAGGAGAUAAAACAGGAGAGGAAGAUGCACUUCCAGGAAGGACGUCGGGCCCAGCAACAGCUGGAAAAUGGCUUCAAACAGCUGGAGAAUAGUAAGCGUAAGUUUGAGCGGGACUGCCGGGAGGCAGAGAAGGCAGCCCAGACUGCUGAGCGACUAGACCAGGACAUCAACGCCACCAAGGCUGAUGUGGAGAAGGCCAAGCAGCAAGCACAUCUUCGAAGUCAUAUGGCAGAGGAAAGCAAAAACGAAUAUGCAGCCCAACUACAGCGCUUUAACCGAGACCAAGCCCACUUCUAUUUCUCACAGAUGCCCCAGAUAUUUGAUAAGCUGCAGGACAUGGACGAACGCAGGGCCACCCGCCUGGGGGCCGGGUACGGGCUCUUGUCAGAGGCGGAGCUGCAGGUGGUGCCCAUCAUUGCCAAGUGCCUGGAGGGCAUGAAGGUGGCCGCAGAAGCUGUGGAUCCCAAGAACGACUCCCAGGUCCUGAUAGAGCUGCACAAGUCGGGUUUCGCCCGCCCGGGCGACGUGGAAUUCGAAGACUUCAGCCAGCCCAUGAACCGUGCGCCCUCCGACAGCAGCCUGGGCACCCCGUCAGACGGACGACCCGAGCUCCGGGGCUCCGGCCGCAGCCGUGCCAAGCGCUGGCCCUUCGGCAAGAAGAACAAGCCUCGCCCCCCACCUCUCUCCCCCCUGGGGGGCCCCCUACCCUCGGCAUUGCCUAACGGACCCCCGUCCCCCCGCUCCGGCCGUGACCCCUUGGCCAUACUGAGCGAGAUCAGUAAGUCGGUCAAACCGAGGCUAGCAUCCUUCCGCAGCCUUCGAGGCAGCCGUGGGACAGUGGUGACGGAGGAUUUUAGCCACUUGCCCCCCGAGCAGCAGAGGAAGCGACUUCAGCAGCAGCUGGAAGAACGCAGUCGUGAACUUCAGAAGGAAGUGGACCAGAGGGAAGCCCUGAAGAAAAUGAAGGACGUCUACGAGAAGACACCCCAGAUGGGGGACCCUGCCAGCUUGGAGCCCCAGAUCACAGAAACCCUGAGCAACAUUGAACGGCUGAAAUUGGAAGUGCAGAAGUAUGAGGCUUGGCUGGCAGAAGCCGAAAGCCGGGUCCUAAGCAACAAGGGGGACAGCCUGGGCCGGCACGCCCGGCCUCCCGACCCCCCAGCCAGCGCCCCACCAGACAGCAGCAGCAACAGCAACGCGUCACAGGACAACAAGGAGAGCUCGGAAGAGCCUCCCUCAGAGGAGGGCCAGGACGCCCCCAUUUACACGGAGUUCGAUGAGGAUUUCGAGGAGGAGCCUGCGUCCCCCAUAGGCCACUGUGUGGCCAUCUACCACUUUGAAGGGUCCAGCGAGGGCACCAUCUCCAUGGCCGAGGGUGAAGGUCUCAGCCUCAUGGAAGAGGACAAAGGCGAUGGCUGGACCCGCGUCAGGCGGAAAGAGGGAGGAGAGGGCUACGUGCCCACCUCCUACCUCCGAGUCACGCUCAACUGAACCCUGCCAGAGGCAGGAAGAGGGGGGCUGUCAUCUGCUGCUUCUGGGCCACGGGGGGCCCCAGGACCUGUGCACUUUAUUUCUGCCCCCGUGGCUUUGGCUGAGACCUGUGUAACCUGCUGCCCCCCUCCCCGAUCCCACGUGUCACUCCGAGUGGACCCGCUGUGCCUUCCACCACCGAUGUACAUACUCGUGUUUCAAAAUCUUUUCUUCCUGCCGCUCGACUUGGGCCGUUUUGUUUUAUAUAUAAAAAAAAAAAUUAGAUAAAGCUC
Propithecus coquereli (Coquerel's sifaka) is the source of this 2120-nucleotide messenger RNA. It is a transcript of the gene TRIP10, whose product is annotated as thyroid hormone receptor interactor 10. Bases 40 to 1848 code for a protein of 602 amino acids. Gene Ontology annotation, molecular function: protein binding. The transcript is spliced from 15 exons. Gene Ontology annotation, biological process: signal transduction. Lineage: Eukaryota; Metazoa; Chordata; Mammalia; Primates; Indriidae. The record is from RefSeq and is a predicted model, not a curated record.